Neurospora tetrasperma FGSC 2508 is the source of this 1657-nucleotide messenger RNA. RefSeq lists its product as uncharacterized. Gene Ontology annotation, molecular function: amino acid transmembrane transporter activity. The transcript is spliced from 4 exons. The coding region runs from base 1 to 1611 and encodes 536 amino acids. The record is from RefSeq and is a predicted model, not a curated record. Gene Ontology annotation, cellular component: membrane. Gene Ontology annotation, biological process: amino acid transmembrane transport. NCBI's taxonomy places the organism in Eukaryota, Fungi, Ascomycota, Sordariomycetes, Sordariales, Sordariaceae.
AUGUCGCUCUCCCAAAAAGGGAGCGCCACCAUUCUCGACGACCAUGAAACCGCCAUCCCCUCCAAAGACGACGGCGGCGACUUCCGCGCCAUCGACCCUCACUCGGGCGUCAAGCGCGGUCUCAAGACUCGACACUUAUCCAUGAUGGCCCUGGCCGGCAUCAUCGGGCCCGGUCUUCUCGUCGGAUCCGGCGGUGCUCUACAUUCCGGCGGCCCUGCGUCGCUGCUUAUCGGCUUUGGAGUCAUUGGCCUCAUUGCCUUUUCCAUCAUGCAGAGUCUGGGCGAGCUGACGACGCUGUACCCCAGCGGAGGCGCGUUUACGGAUCUUGGGGAUAGGUUUAUUGAUAAGGCGUUUGGUGUGGCGGUCGGGUGGAAUUAUCUUAUCAUUUGGGUUUGUGUCCUGGCGAACGAGUAUAAUGUGAUUUCGAGCGUCAUGGUGGAUUGGAGCGAUAAGGUUCCGCUUUGGGGGUACUUUUUGAUAUUUUGGUUCGCAUUUUUGGGCUUCCAACUCCUCGGUGUCGAGACGUUCGGUGAAGCCGAGUUCUGGCUGGCGCUUAUCAAGCUUAUGGGCCUGGUGGCCUACUUCAUCUUUAGCAUCGUUUACGUUUCCGGAGGCGUCAAAGGCGCAGACACCAUCGGCUUCAAGUACUGGCACGACCCCGGCCCCUUCGCCGAUGGCUUCCGUGGGGUCGCCUCCGUCUUCGUCUUUUGCUCCACCUUCUACGCAGGUGUCGAAUCCGUCGCCGUAGCCGCCACCGAGACCAAAAACCCGGGUGUCGCCGUCCCGCACUCCAUCCGCCAAGUCUUCAUCCGCAUCGUCGUCGUCUACAUGGGCUGCGCCUUCUUCUUCGGUUUGACCUGCCCGUCGAACGCCCCCGACCUGUCCGGCGGCGCCAGCCAUGCCCUCAAGUCGCCCAUGACCAUCGCUCUCCACAACGCCGGCUGGGCAAACGGCACCCACCUGAUCAACGCCUUCAUCUUCGUUACCUGCUUGAGCGCCGUCAACAGCUCGAUUUACAUCGGCAGCCGCACCCUCUUGUACAUGGCGCAGGACGGAAAGGCACCCAGGUUCCUCGGUUGGACGGAUCGUCGUGGCGUUCCUGUUUACGCCAUCAUCUUCACCAAUGCGUGCGGAGCCCUUUCGAUGAUGAACGUCAGCACGGGCGCAAGCAAGGCGUACGGGUACAUUAUUAAUCUGAGUGGUGUCUCGACCUUUUUGGUCUGGGGCGCCAUUAGUCUGAUUCACAUCCGCUUCCGCGCCGCGUGGAAGGCGCAGGGACACAGCCCGGACGAGCUGCCGUAUAAGUCCUUGUGGUACCCAUGGAAUGCCUACUUUGGCCUGAUUUCCAAUGUCUUCUUGGCUUUUGUGCAGGGCUGGUCGACGUUGGCUCCGUUUGACGCGGGCAACUUUGUGGAUGCUUACAUCCUGCUGCCAUUGUUUCCUGUGAUUUACUUUGUGUACAAGUUCACGUUCAAGACACGGUUGUGGCGGCCGCAUGAGGUUGAUCUUCAGGCGGGCAGACGUCGGGAUCUUGAUGAGGCUAAGGAGGUGGAGAGGGGGGCGGAUGGGAGGCCAUUGCCAUGGUGGAGGAAGAUAUUUUCCAGUCUAUAACUGCCUGUUGUUUAUGUUAUGUCAGCAAUGCCAAGUGUGAGAGGAG